Messenger RNA from Kwoniella shivajii, 1251 nucleotides. RefSeq lists its product as uncharacterized. The record is from RefSeq and is a predicted model, not a curated record. Lineage: Eukaryota; Fungi; Basidiomycota; Tremellomycetes; Tremellales; Cryptococcaceae. The transcript is spliced from 2 exons. Bases 1 to 1251 code for a protein of 416 amino acids.
AUGUCUGCUAUUGGUGAAGAAUCACAUUUCGAUCGUGAUGACGAUGCAGCGUCUAAUUGGUCAUUCGAUGCCGAAACAGAUCGCAAGCGUAUGCAGGAGUUUCCGCCACUAGACUGUCUGAUGGAUCUUGAGGCGGAUGACGAAGAUGAGAUCCGGGCAUUCAUGGAUGUACACGGCUCCAAGCAAUUCGGAUCAAAGACUUAUGAACAUUUGGCACCUGAAGUCAUUGGUUUAACAGGUGGAGACACAGCGGGCAUCUCGUUCAGUCCUAACAAGACCAAUCCGGAAACCGAAGAACCUGUCAGUGAAGCCAACGUCAUUCAGCUGACUGAAUACCCCCCAAAGAUUCUCCACCAUCGAGGUUUUAUGGCAUCAGUCAUCAAGGUUGGACACAGCACAUUGAUACGUGCAGUCAAAUGUCUUCAGUCAUUGGAUUCCGCCGACAUUCCGCCUCUCACUCUCUCGGAAGACGACCAGGAUACUAUCCUCGAAGUCUUCGAAUGCAUAGAGCCCCGUAUUCCAGCAGAAGUCGAGACCGAACUUGCAGAAUUCCGCAAAGCCGUCACUGAAGCAUUUACUUCACAAGUAAAGACAGGUCGAUUUCAACUAGAUCUCGACUCGAUUCCCGCUCUUCGAAGUCACAGUACAGAGAUACAAGAUAACAACGGCGAUAUCAAGUCUUUCUUCCGAGAUCUUGCGCGAUGUAAUCUUAAGUGUCGAGAAUGGGUAAUUAACGGGCGAUUAUGUCAUGCUGCUCUACAGCGAGAUCUCCAACCUCAUGAGCAAGCCGAUCUGAUGUCACCAUCUUUUUUGGAAGAAAUGAAUCAAUAUACAAGCCUGGAAGGCUCUGAUAAACCUUGGACCUCUACCACCGAGCAGGACCACAAGCAAGGCAAAGGGAUAAUCAGACCAUCUUCAGUUUACAGCUACCGAGAUCCCCUGUUCAUCAAUUUCAGGAAUGGUCAGCCCCCGAUUUCCAACCACAAUCUCUUCCCAGGAUACUCCCACUUUCCAUGGCUCCACGAGACGAUGGAUCCUGAGAUGAUAGGGGAGAUUCGAUCGCUUUCGCAAGGACAAAGUUCUGCCAAUACAGCAGCCGAAAUAUCUAAGAGGUCUACGGAACGUGCUGUCGCCAGCGGAAUCCCUGAGGCAGUUGCUGCGGAAACUAUUGCUGCUCAUUUCAACAGGAUCACUCCAGAAGAAUUCCUUGAAGAGGAGUCACAUAGGCUACAGAGGUGCCCUUUUCACUGA